AUGCCGGUCGAUAUAAAGUCGAGUAAAAAACCUUCCACAACUUCAAGUGCGAAGGGAACACAUGGAAGUCAAAAGUCAAGUUCCAAAGCGAAAGAUCUGCACUACAAAUUCGACGUUAAGAAAGGUGAAGUACUUGCAAUACCAACCUUAGCCAUACCGUACUAUCCGAAAUAUGACAAUGCGACGGACAGUUCUAGCGAAUACUCAGAGCCUCCAGAAGAAGUAUCCGAAUUCCCUGGCUCAAACUUUCAAUACAAAGCAGAACGAACAAGAAAAAGUCUUCUUGCCUCAGGAUAUGACAUCGAUGGACGCAUGCUAUGUGAAGAUGUAUUAUUUAGUGAACCAGAUCAGGCAGCAGCAUUCACACCAAUGGUAAUGUGCGAGAAACCUGUGGAAAUCGAGUGUAUCUGUCUCUGGGAUUUUUUCGGUGGAGAUACUUGUCUAGAUGUUAACUGUUGGGCAGGAACUGAGCUUAACGUUAUAGCGGAAGAGUAUCAGGUUCGCUCUUUAUCGGCAAAUGCAUACCUUCGACCUCCGUUGCGAUGGAGUUUAGUACGAAAUGUCGGAGACCACUCACGAUCAACGUUCGGAUUGAUACCUAGCUGUUGGCUGGUUUCAAAGAAAUUCCUUGAAGAAAAUCAUGCUCUUUUCUCUCCGCCAUUAUGGUACUUAGGAAUUUGUGACGUUGACGUUGCUUAUCGUCAUCUAAUGCGUGAUCGCUCUGCGCAACGUCCUGGAGUUUUUGUAAUAUUCUCACCUGUUUGUAUGAAUCCGGAUCCAACUGAAUACCGUCCAUUCCUGCUUAUGUUUCUUUGUGAAAAAGAUCCCAGUUAUAAAAAAAUCGGAGAACGAGUUGUCGACAGAGAGCGUCGUGAUUGGCUAGCCACCGCAAUUCAUUGUAUGGGCCUGUUAUACGUUCGUAAACUUCAAACGAUUCUGAGUCGAAGUGAACGUCGUGACUCAUCCCAAGCGGAUUGA
Molecule: messenger RNA, 978 nt
Organism: Necator americanus (New World hookworm)
Lineage: Eukaryota; Metazoa; Nematoda; Chromadorea; Rhabditida; Ancylostomatidae
Exons: 8
Coding region: 1-978 (325 amino acids)
Source: RefSeq, a predicted model, not a curated record